This is a messenger RNA of Drosophila innubila, 1728 nucleotides long. RefSeq lists its product as uncharacterized. The transcript has a single exon. NCBI's taxonomy places the organism in Eukaryota, Metazoa, Arthropoda, Insecta, Diptera, Drosophilidae. Bases 105 to 1667 code for a protein of 520 amino acids. Gene Ontology annotation, molecular function: microtubule binding. The record is from RefSeq and is a predicted model, not a curated record.
UUUUUUCUCUAUUUGUUUUGCCGCACAUAAAUCCGUUUUAGCCAAGAAAAACCUUAUAGCCAAAUUCUAAAAAUAAGUAAGGCAAUCGAAGCCAGCAGAGAUGUAUGAGCCCGAGGCUGAAUCGGACGAGGAUUGCGAAGUCUACUGUAAGUAAAUAUAAAGCUCUUGAGUCGUUAGCCAUAGUUGCUGAGAAUAACAUGUCGCUUAUGUUGGAUUACGCAGUCCUCAAGCCCGUCAACGAGUACAACAUUGUGGACAAGAUUAAGGAGGCCAAUAAGGAGCUGUUUGCCCUAGAUGAUGAUGAUGAAGCUGGAACGACUGCUGGCAGCGAAAAUGUUAAUAGUAGCAACAAUCGAAAGGUGACCUUUGCCUUGAAUUUGGAGAACUAUGAGCCCACAUCUCAACAAACUGUACAGGAGCCGGAGCCGGACUUGCAGAUUCCCAGUCCGCCGGAUGAGCUGCUGCAGCAGUUGGCGCAGCUGAAGCUGAAACCGGAACGUGAGCGAUUUGCGCCCAUUGCCGAGGAGCCGAUCAAGGAGCAGGAAAAGCCGCCGGAGCAGGAACCUCAGCUAAUAGAAAAAGAGGAAGAAGUGGAGGAGGAAAUCUGUGAGGAGAUACUAGAGCUGACUGAAGUGGACAGCAACCAGAAACAACCAGCGACAACUGUUCCAGCCAGCAUGGACUACGAGGAGGAUGAUGACUUCUCAGGCGUGGAUGAGGAUGAUUUGACGGCGGAAAGAGAAACAACAUUGGUAAAUGACACACAGCAGCAUCGCAUUAGUCGCCAGAACACCUUUGACUGCAACUACGAUCAGACGGAGGGCGAGUCGGAUCAGAGAAGUCUCACGAAUCUGCUCACCGAGUCCGACUGCGAGGAAGAUGAACGUGCCGUGAAUGAAGCACGUCUCAAGUUGCGACAGGCCUACAAAAGUCUGUACAAAACGCUGGAUGCCAGUGAGCAGGCGCAGAUCAACAGGCUGACUUCCAAUGGCAACGAGGAAGUGGAAGACGAUGACUUGUCCAUCAUUGCAGCCAGCUAUAUACCCGAUGACUUUGAGCUAAACGAGCGCAGCAUUUACUACAAAAAUGAGGACGAAACGGAGCAGCAGCAGCAGCUAAGAACGACGUCGCCCAACAACAGCAACACCAUCAGCAGCACCAGCACCAAGACUUUCUUCAAUUCCCGCCGCUUCAGCUUCAGGCGAAGGGCCAGACCCACGCCCAGUGUGCAGCCGGAUAUUAAAAUGAACUACAAAAUCUGUUGUGAGCAUCGACACGCGUUGCAGGACAAACUGCCGAGAUACACCGGCUACAUGUCCGAGUACGGAUUAAGUGCAAAGCAGUUGCAGCAACGGGAGCAGCAGCUGCGCAGGAAGCAACGUUACAGCAUGGAGCAAACUCUGAAUCGCAAUGAGCAUGAGCUCAAGAAGAUGCAGGAUAAUGAACGCGCCUUUACCACGUGGCUGAAGAACAAGAUGCGUUAUCCCAUCAACAAGACGAGGAACAUGUUUGACACGACACGCAGGAGAGCAAGUGUUGCUGCCGUCAACAGUCCCAAUUCUCACCAGCAGCAGCAGCAGCAGCAACAUCAUCACCAGUUAAAUCGAAGACGUGACAGCAACGAGGUGCAUGCUUAUCGACAUCUCUUGGGCAGCUGGAACAAGUAGAAACAAUAGAAUCUUAAAACGCUAGUUUAUUACAUACAAAUAUAAUCGUAUUAUGUAUAAU